AUGGACCCUCGUGAUCGCAUGGGCAGAGGCACCGCAGAAUUUGGUGUGGGCGCGCGGAGAGAGGAUUUGCUUUGGUCUAAGAGCGUAGAGGACCAGUCCGUGAUUCGCGAGUUUAGCGAGCGUUUAACCGACCAUGCAGCGCUCCCUGGAGGUAAUAACUUUGAUAUUAAUUUCAGGUCACGCAAUGCGCCGAGAUUUAAUGUAUUUAACCAAUACGAGCAGGAUUCUAACACUUUAGAAGCUGUAAGGAAAAGGCUGAGUGCUGCUAUGCUUGAUCGUUCCGACUUCGUUGGUACGGAAGCAGAGUUAUAUGGUCUUGAUGGUCUUCUAGAUGCUCUUAAGUAUUACCCGAGAACAAGAGCCACUAUGGUUACUCAGGACAUGUUAGACAAGGAGGCGUUGAAAAGACGAUUAAUGGAGAAUUGA
This is a messenger RNA of Babesia sp. Xinjiang, 426 nucleotides long. RefSeq lists its product as uncharacterized. The transcript has a single exon. Lineage: Eukaryota; Apicomplexa; Aconoidasida; Piroplasmida; Babesiidae. The record is from RefSeq and is a predicted model, not a curated record. Bases 1 to 426 code for a protein of 141 amino acids.